Molecule: messenger RNA, 935 nt
Organism: Lathyrus oleraceus (garden pea)
Lineage: Eukaryota; Viridiplantae; Streptophyta; Magnoliopsida; Fabales; Fabaceae
Product: 30S ribosomal protein S6 alpha, chloroplastic
Exons: 2
Coding region: 124-729 (201 amino acids)
Biological process (GO): translation
Cellular component (GO): ribosome
Molecular function (GO): small ribosomal subunit rRNA binding; structural constituent of ribosome
Source: RefSeq, a predicted model, not a curated record
AACAUAAAGAACAAAAUAACAAAACAACUGAGUUCUAAAUUGCGCCGUGUGCGCACAGUUAUCCUUAUCUGGUUCUAUCUAUCAGACAUUCUUUCAGUGAGAACGUUCAUCUUCUUCAUAGCAAUGGCAUCUUCUUCACUCUAUUCAAUUCCUCUUUCAUCUUCUUCCUCUCUUUCCGCUCCUUCCCUUCGCACAUUCUCCCUCACCUCCACUCUUCCAUUUCCCGAAUCUAAUUUCUACUUUCACCAAAACAGGAAACACCAUUUCAACUUCACCGUUAAAGCAGAAACCCUAGAUUUUACCAGUUCGUUCUUUGAAGGCGGAUUUGGUUCAGGCGAUGACCCGUUUAUUCCCGGAACCGGUUUUGCCGUUGAAGAGAAACCGGAACCACAAUGCCCGCCCGGACUCAGACAGUUCGAAACCAUGGUUGUUUUGAGACCUGAUAUGUCUGAGGAUGAGCGUCUUGCACUCACUCAGAAAUACGAGGAGCUUCUUGUUGCUGGAGGUGGAAUGUAUGUAGAGGUUUUUAACAGGGGUAUUAUUCCACUAGCAUAUAGCAUCCAGAAGAAAAACAAGGAAGGAGAAACUAACACCUAUUUGGACGGCAUCUACCUCUUAUUCACCUACUUCACAAAGCCCGAGUCCAUAAAAGCCCUUGAGCAGACACUAUUGAUGGAUGAUAAUGUUGUCCGAUCAUCGAGCUUCAGGAUCAGGAAAAGGAAAUAUUAGUUUAUCUUGAUGUCUCGAGUAGCUCGGAUAAAAGGAUGGAUAGAAAAAAAGAAUGUAGCAUUCAUCAUUUGUUGUUGUGGUAUGCUUUUUUCGUUUUCACAUGGAUUCAAGUAUUUCUGUAACAUGCUUGUAUUAAAUUAAGAGAGGGAUGUAUGUGCUAUUACUUAAAAAGCCAGUGAGUCUAUAGAAUUUUGUUAAAGGAUUCA